Molecule: messenger RNA, 3219 nt
Organism: Cimex lectularius (bed bug)
Lineage: Eukaryota; Metazoa; Arthropoda; Insecta; Hemiptera; Cimicidae
Product: E3 ubiquitin-protein ligase RFWD2-like
Exons: 3
Coding region: 428-2344 (638 amino acids)
Biological process (GO): proteasome-mediated ubiquitin-dependent protein catabolic process
Cellular component (GO): cytoplasm
Molecular function (GO): manganese ion binding; ubiquitin protein ligase activity; protein binding
Source: RefSeq, a predicted model, not a curated record
AUUUUAUUCAUGCAAUUUGACUGAUGAAUUUGAGUAGUUUUUUUAGACGCCAGUGCGCGUGCUGAUGCGCUCCCUUCGUUUAGCAGAUAUCCAGCUCCGAAAAAAAAACAUAUGUUGGUCAAAAUUACAGAUUAAAAAGAAAAGUUAUUUUUAAUGUUCCGACAAAUUUUCAAGUUUAUCCCAGAUCCACGACCAUUUCAUAAACAAUUCUACAUGUCGAGGGCAUUCAGCUUCGAAGUGACUGCCAGAAGAAAAGAGUCACAUAGAUCAAUUAAAAGGGGGCUCGUACUCGGCGCUUACAACGAAGAUAAUAAUGUUAUUAAAUUGACGCCCACUGCGGAAAAAUUCGACAAAGACAAUGAUGGUGUACUGCUCAGAAACUUAAAUGCGUUCGAGAGUAUUUGAGAUUUCUACCUCGUAAAGGAAAAUGGCUUCCAACAGACCAUCUUCAUCCCAAAGCCUGGCCCAUAUAGCAACCCCUCAGAGGCAGCCGAGACCUGCUAAACGGCAGCAUCCGUCUGUCUUGAACGGUGUGAGUGGCUCUUUUGAGGACAAGACAAACGAUUUUUUAUGCCCUAUCUGUUUCGAGUUGAUCGAAGAGGCAUUCAUAACAAAAUGCGGCCACACAUUUUGUUACACUUGCAUCGUCAGAUCGAUUGAGAAUUACAACCGUUGCCCAAAGUGUAGUUUUAUUUUAAACAGUUUAGAUAACAUUUUUCCAAAUUUUCUUUUAAACGAGCUUAUUUCAAAGCAUAAGUUACAAAUAAAAAGAGGCGCCGAACUGACCCACAACAUUGACAUUCAAGAACACCCAGUCGAUGAGCUGAGGCACUUUUUAGCCGCUGAAUCUGAAAACCUCUCUCUUCCUGAUGUCAACGUUAUUCUUGAAGUACUUACACAGAGGAAGCACAUCCUGGAAGCUGAAACCUGUGCAGCCCAAAAUAAGCUCUUGUUUAAUUUUUUAGAACAUUUAUUAAAACAGAAAGAAAGCCAGUUGAACCAGUUGAGCCGGGAAGUUGAUUUAAUAAGGAAAGAUUUAAAAGAAGUUGAAGUUAUUGUUAAAGAGACUGAAACAAGAAAAUUUGAAUUAGAAGAAAAGUGUAAAGUGGUCGAAAGUGAUAAACUUAUGGAUAAAGAUGAGGAGGAAAGUUUUAGUAAUAAGAAACCUGUAGAGUCGAGCACUCUCGCCAAAUGCCGAAAAAGAAUGCAUGCGCAUUUUGAUGACUUUGUCCAAUGUUACUUCACAGUGCGAGCUUCUGAGUUGCAUUUCAGCAAGUCCGAUGUUAAAACACCUGUAGAUACAACUAAAGGAACAUCAUCGUCUUUAGACGUAUUUCGAGAUAAUUUAGUCAAGUUUUCUCGAUACAGUACUUUAAGACCUCUAGCAACGUUAAAUUACUCUUCCGAUAUUUUUAACAAUUCGACAAUUGUUUCAAGUAUUGAAUUUGAUAAAGAUAACGAACUUUUUGCAAUCGCUGGUGUCACCAAAAGAAUAAAGGUUUUUGAUUACGCUUCUGUUAUCCGUGAUGUAGUGGAUAUACAUUAUCCUUCGAUCGAAAUGAUUUCAAGUUCCAAGAUAUCAUGCGUGAGUUGGAAUUCGUAUCACAAGUCGACAUUGGCCAGCAGCGAUUACGAAGGGUCCGUUACUGUAUGGGAUGUAAGUACGGGCCAGAGGUCUAAGACGUUUCAAGAGCAUGAGAAACGUUGCUGGAGUGUCGAUUUCAACGAUGUUGAUACCAGAUUGAUAGCUUCUGGAUCUGAUGAUGCAAGAGUGAAAUUAUGGUCACUGAACAUGGAGCAUUCGGUCGCGUGUCUUGAGGCUAAAGCCAACGUCUGUUGUGUCAAAUUUAACCCUUGUAGUUCCUGUCAUUUAGCAUUCGGCUCUGCCGAUCAUUGCGUUCAUUAUUACGACUUGAGAAACAUGAAAGAGGCUCUAUGUGUGUUCAAAGGCCACAGGAAGGCUGUUUCCUAUGUUAAGUUUCUAAACAGAGAGGAUAUUGUCUCUGCCUCAACUGACAGCCAGUUGAAAAUGUGGAAUAUAAACAGUGCCCACUGUUUAAGAUCUUUCGUCGGGCACAUAAACGAGAAAAAUUUUGUCGGGCUGGCAACAAACGGUGAUUAUAUCGGCUGCGGCUCAGAAAACAAUUCAUUGUACGUUUAUUACAAGGGUCUUUCAAAACAGCUUUUUAGUUUUAAAUUCGAUGCCGUUCGAAGCGUUUUAGAAAAAGAAAAACGGGAAGAAGAUGUAAAUGAAUUUGUUUCAGCUGUCUGCUGGCGACAGCACUCGAACAUCGUCGUAGCAGCAAACAGUCAAGGUAUAAUAAAGAUUCUAGAACUCGUAUAAAAAUGUGUAACCAUAAGAAAAGAUGUUAGAACUUUUUUUCAAGAAGAUUUAUACUGAAAAUUUAUCAUACUACUAAAUUAUAUAAACCAAUCAGUAGUGAUAUAAAUUCUGUACUUAAGACGUUUCUCUAAAUUUUUAUUUAGGUGUUUACCAAGCAUAUUAUUAAUAUGUAAAUGUUAAAAAAGAAAUCAUUAGGGUUUUUGUGGUGGGAUUGAAACAAUACGUUUAUUAAAAACAUGGGAAUUCAAUUAAUAUUAAUGUACGUUGUGUGUGUUAGACAAGUGAUUACCUUGUUUAGGUAUUACUACGCUUAACUCCAAUCUUAAACCAAGUUUACAUUUAAAAAAAGAAAAAAACCUCCCUAUGCUGUAAGAUAAUAAUGUAUAGUACUAUGUAUGAAACAAUAUAUUUUCAUUUACCUUUUUACAUAACUACCAGAUUUUGUGUGGUACAAAGAACAAUUGGAUUUUAAUUAAUGUUUUUUAAGUUUAUUUUUAGUUUUUUUAUAUAUUCUGCUGUGAUCCAAAUGUCAAUGUAUUUAUGUAAAAAAGAAAAAAAAUUAUAUUUAUUAUCGUACUAAGAGGAGGCGUUCGACUUAAGUUUUCCUUAACUUUGUUUUGUUAAGUUGUUAAAUGUAUAUUUUUUAAAUAAAAGGCUGAUCUGAUUAUUAUCUAUAUAUUAUUCUUUCUUUUUUUCUCAAUCAAUUAUGUACUUCGAGGACAAUGUGCCGCUUUAUUUAAAUGUAUUGAAUAAAAUAUACAUGUGUAUAGAUAGAGGAUGAUUAGCAGUAGAAUCAAUUUUGUAAGAAAAACAUUAUUUUUGGCAUAGCCUUAGUAAAACGAUUAAAUGUCGGUUAAUAAAUUAUUUCGUUUAAU